Messenger RNA from Equus caballus (horse), 12519 nucleotides. NCBI's taxonomy places the organism in Eukaryota, Metazoa, Chordata, Mammalia, Perissodactyla, Equidae. The record is from RefSeq and is a predicted model, not a curated record.
UGUAUGUCUGUGUGUGCAUAUAUACAUAUAUAUUAUUGUUUUUAGCAGUAUUUUAAAAAUGACUUUAUUGUCUUUAUAGAAAUGAUGUAUAUUUGUACUAAAAAUUCAAGCAACACAAAAAAUGUAAAAAGAUGAGAGUGGAAACAUCACCCCGAUCCAUUGGAUGAAUGUCCUUCAGACAGCUCUCCAUGCCUCCGUUCACCUAGAACAAAUAGAAUAUGCAUAUACGUGUUGUCAGAAAUACUUUUUUAUACUGAAAAAGAGUCACUGAGUAGUAUUUUAGAGCUGAGAGACACCUCUGGCUCUUUAGCUUUUGCAUUGGCAGGGCUGGGCUGCACACCCCUUGAGGACAGGCCACCCCUCAGGUAGGUUUAUGCACUUCCCACCCUUCAUUGGGCCUGGCAUUCAGGCCGUCAAUAACUGUAGCGUGAACUGAAGGGGCCCUUAACACAUCACUCAGCCGUCCUAUGGAAUAGGAUGGCCCAGGAGCUGAAAUCACCUACCAAGAUCCCACAGCUAGUUUGGGCACAUGUGAGACUGGAGCUGGUGUUCCUGAGUCCCGUUUCAGCUCUUUCUCCCAUUCCCAUGGGACUGAGCGGGACUGAGCUGCGUAGCCAAGUGGCUCAGGGCACAAGCUUGGAGUCAGACACACCUCGGCUUGAUUCUGCUCUGACUCUUCCCCAUGACUUAGUAGCUGUGUGACGUCUCUUCCCCACAUAGUUUACUCACCUCAAAUGGCUGUUGUGAAGAGUAAAUGAGAUAAUGCCUAAAAGCCUUGUAGCAUAGGUCCCAGCAUGCACCAGGUGCCAAAUAAAUGUUAACUGUAAUGUUACUAUGUGUAGUAAUAGCAGCGGUAGUAACAGUAUCGUUAUUUUCUUCUUCUACUGGAAUUGUCACUUGGAACUCAAAGAAAGCUCAUCCCUCCCCCCACCUCCACUCCCCUCAGAUUCCUAGUUGUAGGUGGGACCCAUUUGUAACUUUGACUUUUGCUUUCUUCCUGCCAUUGGGAGGAAAAGAUUCUUUCACGUGGGCAUCCUUUUCCUGUAUUGCGUCAGCCCCUGGUUGGCCGUUUGCAUUUGGUGGUCAAGGUUCGUGUGGCUUCUCCCUAUAUGUGGUGCUGCCUUCACGAGAGCUUCGCAAAUAAUUAUUCUAAGCUCUUCAAACAGAAACCUGGGCAAAGGGCUGGGUGCAAGAUGUCUGGCCUUCCUGGUCGCCCCUGCAGUCUGCUGACUCAGCAGCCGUUCCAGGGCCCUCCUCCAAGUCCUGGGUCUGUCGGGUCACUAAUGGAAUCUGCUAGAAGCAAAUUAACUCAUGACAAAAGGGCUCACAAAUCACUCCAGCUGCUAUUGGUGUCUGCCCCAGGACGGCUAGGACUUGCCCAUCCACGCAUCAGUCCUCACCCGCCUCGUACCUCUCCCGGGGAGCCCCACUUUCUCUUGCUUGGUGCUGAGGCGCACAGGCUGCCCUGGAAUUUCUGCCCCCACAGCAGAGCUGUGGCCUGUGCACGUGAGAAGGCCAUCUGUGCCGCUUGUCACGCCCUCCUGUGUGGGAGGCCUGAGAGCUGGCCCCAUGCAUUAUUCACACUUCUGGGUUUAGGUUGGCUUAUUAACCGUUUGCUCCAAGUCGAGGCUGGGAACAGCAGGACAGGUCGAGAAGGAAACAGCUAUGCUCCUAAGCCUGGCCAUGGUCUCUCCUUUCCUGGUCAAAUGUGUGGUCUUUUCAAAAUAUUGUCUCCUGUAGGAUGGGAUCCAUACUCCACAUGGCCCUAUCCAGUCCCCCAGAAUUCCUGGAAUGCAGUCGUGUCGUCCCCGCCCCCCCCAACCCAUGCAUGCUUUGCGGGUCCUUCACAAAGCAGGCUGGGAAAUGCUUGCUUCCAGAAGUAACAGGCUGCCACUGUGACCUUUUUCCUCCUCUCUCUCCUCACCUCUCUUGCCUCCCCCAAAGUUGCCUCAUGGAUUCCUGAGUGAAUUGAGGGUGUUCUGGUGGGAGGGCCUGCUGGCUGCAGGAGAGGUGAUAAGAGAAGAGGGAAAGCUUGUUCUCCUGCUUCAGAGCUAGCUCCAGGGGAGGAGGACUUUGGAGGGUCAGAGAACCCCCAGCAGCGUCCUGUGGUGCCUGCAGAAGAGAAUUUGAGUAUUGGAAUGGGGUGGGGAAGUCACUACUGAUGUGUCUGGGGUAGAAGGAGCCGCGGACAUCCCUCUCCAUGCUCUGUCUGUGGAGAAAGUCUCGAGGGGCUGUGCCCUGCCCGAGGCCAUCACCUGGGACAGCAUGUGAAGGCCCCAAGCAGAUGCCAGGCCAUAGAAGACACUCAUUGAACGCUUGUUUCUGUCUUUCCCUCCCCUUCACCGAGCUCGUUGAUAGCAGUGGUUGAUGUAGAUUCUAGCAUGUAAAUUUCCUGACAUUCCCUGCCCUAAAAUAGAUUACACUUGAGUGCAGGUCUUAUGAUCUGGGGCUCCUGCUGGUCACUCCUGCCUUCAGCCAUUCAGGUCCCAGCAAACAGCACCCAGGUAUUCACUCCUGAUGCCAUCUUCUCUCCUGGCCUCACGAUCCAGGGUUGUACGUGUUUGCUUUGGACCAUAGUGGCACAUAGGUUAUAUAGUGGCUCAGGGGAGUCCUUUGCUUUCCCCACCGACCCCUCGGCUAGUGGGCCUCUGAGAUUCUUAGUUAAAAGGCUCCCUGUAAAACUAAGCUGUGUAAGGCUGUAAAACUAAAAAGCAGGGUAAGGAGGAGCUCCAGGCUGCUCUAGAGGAGGCCUGAGUUCUGUCUCUCCCCGGGUGGCCGAGUCCUCUAGACACAACCCAGAGAGGUCUUCACAGACCGAUACCACUGCAAUGCACGUCAAUAUACUGAACAGACCAAUGCUGCUUCUACAAGCCAUGCUGCCCUGGUCAGUUCAUCACUCUGUGCCUCAGUUGCUUGUCCUGUAAAUUGGAGCUAAUAAUAACGUUUUACUCUCUCACCAGGGAUAAUGAUGAGAUGGCACAUGUGAAAUCUCUUUGAAAAGAAGUCAAAGGGUGGGCUCCCUUCCUACUUCCUUCAUUUGUAUUUUUUUUUUUGUCGUGGCAAAUAAACUAUUUGUGAUUUCAUUUCAUUCACCUCACAGACAAAAAGGUAGUGAGGCAGGUGUACAUCAUCUUUGCUUAAUAAAUCAGAACGAUCGUCACUGGGGAGGCAGUCCGGGAGCUGGUGGAAGCUGGGCCUUGGGCCUCCCAGUUUGGCCUUCCUGCUCCUCCCGCCUGUUACUUUUUCAUAUUCCAUAUCAAAGUCUCCAUCCUUCUUUCAAGUCCUAUGUAGUCUGGGCUCUGAUCAUCUGGGGACUGCACAAUUCUUAUUAAUAUUAAAGGUGAGGGUUUUCCUAGCCUACUUCCCCUUGUGUCUAAAUCAGUCUUGGAAAGGAGAGGGUAAAAGUGGAAUUGGAAGGACAUCUGUGUCCUCGAAGGAAUGCAUCCUGGUUCAGUGCAAAUCCGGGCUCCCUCUGGUGACCUUAAGGAUUGUGAUGUGGGAGGCGUGAAUGGGAGCCGAUUAGUGGUGGAACUUCUGUGACGUUUAGAGGUUUCAUUUCAGGGUGAGGCUGAAAUCGACAAUUUGAUCCUGCUGCCCAGCUCUGCCGGAUACCAGGAGUUCAAGAAGCCCAGAAUGUCCAUUUUCCUUCAUUUCAGACUCCCCAUCCCUGGCGUGCUGAUAACAACUGUAUCUCGCUGUGUUCAUGAGAAAAACAGAGUUAAGUGAAAAUUUGGUAAAUGAAUUGGAUUUUCCUAUUGGCCUCAUCACUUCAACCCUGUUUUUUAACUUCAUUUCUAAUUACUUGGCUACUGCUAAGGGCCCUUGGAGAUUAGAUCUUCAUUUCUCAAGCUUCCAACUGAAAUAUUCUCUAAAUAAACACUUAAGUGAUGGAAGAGGCUGGUGUCACUUGACAAGUCCAUUCUUUAGGAGAAGAAAAAGAUGAUUUUAACAAUUGGAGGGAUUCCACCCUAUCCAUUUGUUUUGUGAGUUUGUGUGUCCUGGGCAUUCGUAGUAACCGGGAAGUGGGAGCGGGAGCCGUGUCCGACUUGUGUAGAAUGACGGCUCUUCUGCCAUGUUGCUCAGGUGACCCCUAGGGAAGUCAAGUCAGGAAGCCUGAGUGGUUUCCUGGAACUUGGGGCCACAUUUCUGACUCAGUGCCCGCCUGAUGCCGCUUCACCCUCCGCCUCUGUGAAGUGGGUUUCAAGAUACUGUACUUUCUUAGCUCUUAGUAUUCUGGAUGAAGUGACCCCAGGGUUGAAAAUACCGGGAUGAAAAUUUGUAAUUCUUUUGUGUGUAAAAGACAGCAAGACAUUUCCAAAACUUACUGGCUGACUUUGCAUGGGCAUGGGGACAAAAUGCCAUACUUGGAGAAAGAGAGAUGAUCUUAGAGUAACUUUUCCAUUUUAGAAUUUUAAACGUUUACAAAGUAACAUGCUGAUUAAAGAUGCACAGUACAGAAGGGGAUAAAAUAAGACCAAAAAAAGAGAGAAAAAAUAAAAACUUCUUCCCUAAUUGCCCAUUCCGCUCCCUCCAGUUAAGGACAGUUUUUGGUAUACCCUUCCAGAUCUUUCCUAUGCCUCUGAAAGCAUGCAUAUGUAUACGCAAGGCUAUGUCAGAAUAGCUGUUGGUAGUUGAAUUAAAAUAGACAGUUGUCGUUUGUAGGAUAUUUUCCUUUAUUUCUUUGACUCUAUGGUAAAUUGAGAGAAAACUCAUUUGGAUCCUUUAGGAAAAUCCUUUCUAUAAACACUUAAAUAUCUCCAAUAAGCCUAUAAUUUGCACACGGCAUGGGCUCUCUUUAGUGACACAAACAGUACAUAGUAUGUGGCAAAGAAAGUUAUUCCAAGUUUUUAACAAAAUGCAGGCUAAAAACAUUCAAUGUAGAAAUCAGUGUGUAAGGUGGUAACACUGACUGGGGGGUGUUUUUAUAACAUUUGAUCAGUGGCAAACAAUUUUUCCAGGUAUCUCAGAGCAAAAUAUUCAAGGCUGAACACAUGUGAAACGUGAGAAUGUGUGACGUUUACUGCCAAACACAGUGACAGGCUGCGAUCCCUACAAGUGUGAGCUGUCGGAGGCUCAGGAUCCGGUCUCUUAAGAUGGAAAGACCAGCCACGCAGGGCAUCGCCUCUGUUUACACACACAAAUCCUUCCCCCUCCCUAUUUCGGGAAAGAGGGGUGGGGGUGGGGGGGUGGCCUAAACAGGCUGAAUGUGGCUAAUUGGAUCCAGAUUUCAGUUUUUCCUCCUCCCACAGACUUAGUGGUCAUUAGGCUAAAGAAGGGGUUUUGAGCCCAAGUCCAGUAAUUUGAACUCUUUCUCUGGUUCCUGGCUUGGUGCACACAGUGCCAUGCUUAAGACUGCGACCCUGUUUCGCUUUGCAUCCUCCUCUGGGAUGGAGCACGGGGAGCCUUGAGGGGCACCCUCAAAGGCAGAGGCUUCUCCGCCGCCUCCUUUGCCCCAAUUCUGAGGUUCAUUCUUCUCCUGCAACUUGAUUCUCUCCAGAGAACCAGAUCUGGGGCUCAGAGCCCAGUGCUCCCUUUUCUCCUCUGCCCUCCCUUCUACUACCUGUGGCACCUCUUAGCUUCCACAUCCUCAAAAGGGAUAAUGUUCUCCUUGAAAGCAUCUUUUGAGGAUUAAUUGAUGUUUUUUCUAUGCUUUGAAGAGAGAAUCCUAUCAAGUCGCUCUGCUGUCCUCAAAGCUGGCCUUGGUUCCAGCUGGUGCCAGGCCUGGCCAAUCAGGAUGCAGGGUGAGUGGGCCUCUCAUUGGCUGCCUUUCUGGGCAUAUCGUUUUGCCUGCUCAUUACCCACAGUAGAAGGGCGAUUACCCAAAUAGGAGGCACAGAUCCACAAGUGGACAUUUUGUACAUUGUACGUUUUUCACUUGGAGAAAGAGUAUUUGCAUCAAAAUGAUCAUCCCUUGGGAAGUGAAUUUGUGGCCAUCUGUGACAUUUUCUCAUCUGAAAAUUGUUCUUUCCUCUCUCUCUUUUAAAGCUUUGUAAGUGUAGGAGCAAGAGUAGUUAUAAUCUGCCACCUCUCAAAGAAGUCCCUUUGCCAGGCCAUUCAUAUGGUAACGGCGUGUGGUUUGAGGAGGAAAAGGAUGCUACCUACUUCGUGAUAAGCAUUUUCAUCUCAAUGAAUUCUUUGUUAGAGUUGUUUAAUCAAAGAAAUGAAAGUUGCAACCUACUUACUGGAAAGAUCCAGAUAAUCCACUGUGAGUUAAGAACCGGAGGGUUCUAAGGAGAAGAUGGAUAAGAAAAAGAAAAAAAAAGAGUUUAAGGACAGACCAAACAGGGAGCAGAAGAAAGUAUUAGUCAAAGACAUCUUAGUUGUCUUGUCAUCAUGGGGGACAAGGCUGGAGGACAAAGCCAGCCAAGCAUGCUAGGGUCCUCUUGCAGGUCCUAGGGUGGGUGUCAGGACAUGACGAGAGAUUGAGGACCUGCUGCUGACCAUUCCAAUGGGGCAUUUCAAGGGGAGCCUUCAUUUCCUUGGCAUUCCUGGGAGCCUCUAGGCCCUGAGCCUCGUGACGUCCCUCAAGCACUUAGGGGCUUGUUUCUCAGCACAGGUCUUAGCAAUAGAAAUCACUGUUUCACGUAUCUGAAUUUUAUUCCUGGCUUCGGGAAAAAUUGACCUGGCAGUCCUGAACCUUCAUUCCAUCAAGGCAGCCACCAGCAGCUGCUGCCCCUUUUCAUGGGGCAGCGGGACGGACACUGUCUGGUUCAUCAACUGGAGCAAAUGCUGACUUCUCACCUGUCUGGGAUGUUAAUGAGAAGAUAGAGUGUUAAUCCAGAAGCAUAUAUGUGAGCACACACGUGUAUGCACUGCCCCCUCCCCCGCUCCAUGUCAUCAGGAUUCAGGCCUAGAGGGGAUUACCUUAUAGAAAAGUCCACCUCAGCAGGUUCAGGGUGUAUAAUCUGAACGACAGAUUUGAGAAAAGUUAACCUUGGGGUGAAUGAGGAGCAUCAGAUUAUCAUGGCACAGCAAAAAAGAGAUGUUUGCGACCUGUGUGUUGAAAAAAUAAAGUGGCUUUCUCUGCAGUGCCCCUGGGUUUGGAGCAGCCAUUUGGAUAAGGGUAGUGACUAGAGAGAGACAGGGUCGAGGGUCCUGUCUUUACACCCCUGUGAUGCUCUGGACAGUGCCUGGGAUGUCUCGGAGCUUGAGAAAUGUUGCCUAAUUGUAGCCAGCCAUGGAUUUGCUGAGGAACUCAACUUUGAGACCUGGAAGAAUAAUUUCUGUUCUGCCUUUCUCAGUUUGCUCUUCAGCAAAUUGGAGACACUACAGCAGGCAUUGCAAACUCAAAUGCCCCCGGGGGCCUGGCAGGCCAUGUAAACAAGCUCAGGGAUGUCUGGAUGCGAAAAGUAGAAUAGGGAGUAGAGAGGACUAUGGUGAACUGGAAGUUCAUGCUCAUCCAGCCGGAUGUCAACUUUGACUCCAGCCACUUGUGACAUAGGAAGGCCAGUCCAGCGUUGCCAGGGCUCCUGAUUUUUCAGGAACGGCUUGAAGUCUGAAUAUGUAUAUGAGCUCUAACAACUUUUGAUGUAACUAACUGACUUAGCAAAAAGCACAGUGCAACCAAACAAAACAUACCCAGGGACUAUAUUUGGCCCAUAGGCUCUAGGUUUGCAAACUCUGGCAUGAAGCCUACUUGGCACCUCCCCACCUGCCUGCUGACUCUAUUUUGCUGAACUUAGGGCACGAGGAGGAAGGAGCUGGUGGAGAUUAAGAAGGCUGUGAGGACAAAGGUAGGGUGAAGGUGGGAUGUGAAACUUGGACUACACCCUUACCAGGCUGGACGGGCAGAUCUGGAUCCUGUUGGCUUCAGCAAGGAGAGUUGCCAGGCCUGGCAAAAAUUGUGCAUGGAGGCAGCUGAGGAGAAAGGGCACAGGCUGUGGGUGGCAGCAGCGUGGGCAGCAGGGUGCAGAGGUUGGGGCAACAGGGGCAGCCCGGAGAGCAGGAGAUAGCAAGAGGGAGCUAGGUGGACCCUGGGGCCAAGGCUGUUUGCCCUCUGCCCUGCUGCAGCCUGGUGGGCGUGUGCAGCCCCUCACCAACGAUGCACACAGGAAAAGUGUCAUGGUCACACUAGAAGCUCUGUUCAUUAGACAUCUACUCAGAUAAGCACAAAACUUGGUCCAACCCUCCAAAUUUGUAAUGCUAGUUGUCACACGUGAAGAGAGGCAGAGUAACAUGGUGGAUAAGAAGAGAUCAAGUUGAGGGCUCAAACAACGUGGGGUUGAAUCUGAGCUUUGUUGCUUAUUAGCCUGUGGCCAGGGCAAGUUUCUUAACUUCUUUCUGAGCCUGGUUUGCUCAUUUGGGGAUAAUAGCUCCUACACUGUAGGGUCAUUGUGAGGACUAAAUGAAAAUGAAUGCCGUCGUGUGGGUGAAGUGCUUCGCACGGUCCCUGGCCCAUGGUAAGUGCUCAAGCUGAGCUCAUUAUUGCAAUGAGACAAGCAACAACGUCAGCGAACGUGUGGUUGAGUACUAAACCCAUCGUCUCAGCAGAGUCGGCACAGAUGCAGAAGGUCACUCCUCCCCUACUGCAAACCCUUCCCUAAACAUAGACCCUCUGGCCUGAGCUCCUGUUUGCCAGGAAAGCGGGAGACAUUGUACCCACCUGGAUGAGGGUUGUCUACUGAGCUUGGCUGGGUCUGUUUGAUCCCACUACCACCUGGUUUACAUAAUAAUGUUUUCAUUCACCCAACAAAUAUUCACUGGGCAACUGCUAUGUUCCAAGUGCUAAGAGAGGGUUUUAGGGAUGCUGAGUAGAAUAAGGCAAGGUCUGGGCCUUAAGGCGCCGAAUCUUGCAUAUAAGGGUAAGCUGCUGUAAAAGAGACAUCCCCGAAUAGAAUGGCUAAAUGACAGUUUGUUUAUCAUAUAAGUCCUAGGACAAGCACACCAGACUAGCAAAGUAGGUCUGUGAAGUCAUUCUUGGACCCAGGUGUUUUACUCUUCUGCAUCUCUAAGUCUUUUAUGAUGUGGGAAGUAGGAGGUGAGGAAGUACAAGGCAAGCAGCUUGUCAUUAAUGAGCUUCCACUCACAUGCCAUGGGUCGGAACUCAGUCACAUGGCCACAAGCAGCUGCAAGGGAUGCUGGGAAAUGUAGUCCAGAGCAGAUGGCAAGGUGCUCAGGUAAAACUUGGGGGUGGAGGUUACAAAAAGGAAGAAGGGAGAAUAAAUACUGAGGGGCAGUUAGCAGUUUAUGAUUCAGAGGGACAGAGAAGUAAAUGAAUGCUCCCAGCACAGUUAGGUCAAUGCUCCUCUCAAGAGCAUCAGCUGUGAUCCUUGAGUAAAGAAAUAUGUUGUGACCCUCCUGGGCAUGGAAUCAGACUUUGGGUUCAAAUCUCAGCUCUCUGCCUGGCACCUACCCUACAGGGUUGGUGUGAGGAUUAAAUGAGUUAACCCUAAGACCGUGUCUUAGGACACGGUCUGAUCCAGAGUCAGUGCUCCGGAAGUGUGAGCUAUUACUGUUGGGGAGUGAGGGUGGGAUAUGUUCGAGAAAGUCCAUUGACUUAAGGAUAUCUGGGGGAUUGCUCAUGGAUUCGCCAUCUCUUAGUUUUAUAGCUUCCCACAGGCCUUGUCUCUCCGGAUACAACAUUGGGCAUUGAACCCUUGGCCCUUCUCAUCAUUGAGAAAUGUUAAUGAAGAUAAACAAGGCCAUCUGAAGGGGCUGGUGUUUUGAAAAAAUAAAAUCAAUUUGUAUUUGCCUGGACUGGACCUAGGGGAGGAAUUUAGAGAGGAUGUUUCAAGGUCAUAUGCAGCUUUCUAUAGCUUGAGUAGGAGCCAGUGAAUUUAAUACGUGGUCCACAGGCCUCUGUGGGAAGAAUAGGAGCCCCUCUUCCUGGGUGCAUCUCCAGGUAAAGAGCUCUGGAAAUUACUUAAAAACUCUGCUACUUACUAAAUAAAAGGGAUAGCAAUCAGUGAGGCCUCACAGGAGGCUGGGGAGACCUUUGUCCUGGGGGAAGGCCCUGGUGGCCUUUCUAGGGCCCUUCAGCAACAGGAGAAAAAUGGAAAGGCCGACCCUACUCAGAGCUGCCCUGGCGGGAGUUGAGGUGUCCUCUUACCGGGAGCCAGUGUCCUGUGAUAUGCAGAGUGUAUCACAUUUUCCAUCUUCUGCAGGUGUCAUGUGGAAAGAGAACUUUCCUUGCUUCAGAACAAGAGCCUUAACUUUCCUUGGCAAUACACAUACGAGAUAGAUUUCAGCAGAAAAAUAAAUAGACGUUGGAAAAUGGUUUCCAACCAGCUUUCUGCACUGUCUCAUCUUUGAGGGUCCAAGGAGCUUUCAUGCCUUUUUUUCCCCAGGUCUUGGAAUCGAACCUCACACUACUCUGGAAAGUAGCAUUGGAUGCUGUGUCACAAUGGGCACCAUUUUUGACUCUCUAAAGGCAUUUAAUUGACUCCCAGGCGAUGGGGUGGACAUGAGAGAAGGGAGCACAUGUUGGAGGAUUCAUAUGUGUUUAGGACACCACGUGUACCUGUGGAGAGGCCAGCAAAGGCUUGGGGACCAAUUCUACAAGGAAGCCAUUGAACACUGUCGGAGUUAUAACUCCCGGCUGUGUGCAGAGCGCAGCGUGCGUCUCCCUUUCCUGGACUCGCAGACCGGGGUGGCCCAGAACAACUGCUACAUCUGGAUGGAGAAGAGGCACCGAGGCCCAGGCCUCGCCCCGGGCCAGCUGUACACAUAUCCUGCCCGCUGCUGGCGUAAGAAGAGACGAUUGCACCCGCCUGAGGAUCCAAAGCUGCGGCUGCUGGAAAUAAAACCUGAAGUGGAGCUGCCCCUGAAGAAGGAUGGGUUCACCUCAGAAAGCACCACCCUGGAAGCCUUGCUCCGCGGUGAAGGGGUUGAGAAGAAGGUGGAUGCCAGAGAAGAGGAAAGCAUCCAGGAAAUACAGAGGGUUUUGGAGAAUGAUGAAAAUGUAGAGGAAGGAAAUGAAGAAGAGGAUCUAGAAGAGGAUAUUCCCAAGCGAAAGAAUAGGACCAGAGGACGGGCCCGUGGCUCGGCCGGUGGCAGGAGGAGGCACGACGCGGCCUCUCAGGAAGACCACGACAAACCUUACGUCUGUGACAUCUGCGGCAAGCGCUACAAGAACCGGCCGGGACUCAGCUACCACUACGCUCACACUCACCUGGCCAGCGAGGAGGGGGAUGAAGCCCAAGACCAGGAGACCCGGUCCCCACCCAACCACAGAAACGAGAACCACAGACCCCAGAAAGGCCCAGAUGGGACAGUCAUUCCUAAUAACUACUGUGACUUCUGCUUGGGGGGCUCGAACAUGAACAAGAAGAGUGGGCGGCCUGAAGAGCUGGUGUCCUGUGCAGACUGUGGACGCUCUGCUCAUUUGGGAGGAGAAGGCAGGAAGGAGAAGGAGGCAGCGGCCGCAGCACGCACCACGGAGGACUUAUUCGGUUCCACGUCAGAAAGUGACACCUCAACUUUCCACGGCUUUGACGAGGACGAUUUGGAGGAGCCUCGCUCCUGCCGAGGACGCCGCAGUGGCCGGGGUUCACCCACAGCAGAUAAAAAGGGCAGUUGCUAAACCCACGGAACAGACUCUGGGCAAUUAGCCAUCACCCUCUGACUUUGGUCAUUGUUCUGGUUCUGAGAUUUUUUUUUUAAUGAAAGACAACUUUAGGUUUUCCCUUCCUCCUUGCUUUUUCCUCUCACCUUCCACGCGCCCCUCCUCUCCCUCUGUCUUGGGUAUGUACAACAGAAGCACAAAGUACUGAAGCGAAACAGAACAAAAACGCAGAAUAACAGUCCUUCAGAGAGAUGGCACCACGAUGUCCUAUUUAUUUUCCAUAGAAAUGGGAGGUUAGCGGAUUAUCUCUUUUUUUGGGGGGGAGGGCAUCUUUUUGACAUGAGCAGAGUUGACUUCCUCCGUUUUCCUAUUGGCAAAAUGAAGAGAGGAGGAAUGUUGGGUUUGGAAACAAAGAACCAAUAACAUUAAAAAAUUAUUAUUUAUGUAUUCUAGCUAUUAUUAGAAAUGGACUGGCUUUUUGAGAGAGAGAGAGAAGGGAAAUCAAAGGAGUUGAAGUAAUAUCCGGUUUAGAAGAAAGCCAGUGGGGGGAGGACUGAUUCAAGGAGACCGAGGCAGGAGGAUUCCCUCCACAGGAGAUGAUUGCACUUUCCGUAUCCCAUGGAGUCUGUGGCUCCCCACGGCAGCCCCUUCCCCAUUUCUGCUCCCUGACCUUUCCAUCUUCCUCCCUGCUUGCAAGAAAAUGUCAGCAGUUCCUGAGAAGUCCGGGCCACCAGAGUGUGGCCUCCCCCCAGCGCCUGGGCCCCGACCCGCAGCACCUCAUGGGCAACUCCUCUCCGUCAGUAGAGCUGCUGUUGUGUUGUUGUGGGUGUUUUUUCCUCACUUUCCUCCUGGCGAAGAGCAAUUUCCAAAUGCAGGAACGGAACAUAAGCAGAAAGUCCUGGACUCAGCAGUGACUAAACAACCGGAGGCUGUGCUCAUGGAAGCAAGAAUGAUACCUCACAGUAGAUUCCCCUGCCUCGCCCCUGUUUACAAACGUAUAAAUUGCUGUUGGAUGA